AAGCAAAAGGAGUCCUGCCACUGUCGAAAGUACCCGACACCCUAUCGGUUGGAGCUGGAGAAGGCGUCCUGUUGUGAUCACCGGCGUGGGGCGGGACGGGAGCCCCCUAGGAGGGGGCAGCCCCGAGAGAACCUGCUGCGGCUGGAGCGGUCAAACUAAGUUACUAAAGAAGGCUAUCUGAAAGUCUGCUAGCAUGUCGAGAAGAAGGUUUGAUUGCCGAAGUAUCUCAGGCUUGCUAACUACGACGCCUCAAACUCCAAUGAAAUUGGAAAACUUUCAUAACUUUUAUACACUUACAUCUAAAGAGCUAGGAAGAGGAAAAUUUGCUGUGGUUAGACAAUGCAUAUCAAAAUCUACUGGCCAGGAAUAUGCUGCAAAGUUUCUGAAAAAGAGACGACGAGGACAGGAUUGUCGAGCAGAGAUUCUCCAUGAGAUUGCUGUACUCGAAUUAACGAAGUCUUGCCCCCGUGUGAUUACUCUUCAUGAAGUCUAUGAAAAUACAAGUGAAAUCAUUUUGAUAUUGGAAUAUGCUGCAGGUGGGGAAAUUUUUAACCUGUGUUUACCUGAACUGGCUGAAAUGGUCUCUGAAAAUGAUGUUGUCAGACUCAUUAAGCAAAUACUUGAAGGAGUUUAUUAUCUACAUCAGAAUAACAUUGUGCACCUUGAUUUAAAGCCACAAAAUAUAUUAUUAAGCAGUAUAUACCCUCUUGGAGACAUAAAAAUUGUGGAUUUUGGAAUGUCAAGAAAAAUUGGAAAUGCAUGUGAACUUCGGGAAAUAAUGGGUACUCCAGAAUACUUAGCUCCAGAAAUCCUGAAUUAUGAUCCUAUUACCACAGCAACAGAUAUGUGGAAUAUUGGUAUAAUAGCAUAUAUGUUGUUAACUCAUACAUCUCCAUUUGUGGGAGAAGAUAAUCAAGAAACAUACCUCAAUAUUUCUCAAGUUAAUGUAGAUUAUUCAGAAGAAACUUUUUCUUCAGUUUCACAGUUGGCCACUGACUUCAUCCAGAGCCUUUUAGUAAAAAACCCAGAGCAAAGGCCAACAGCAGAAAUCUGCCUUUCUCAUUCUUGGCUACAGCAGUGGGACUUUGAAAACUUGUUUCACCCUGAAGAAACUUCCAGUUCCUCUCCAAUUCAGGAUCAUACAGUAAGAUCUUCUGAAGACAAAACUUCUAAACCUGCUUGUAAUGGAACCUGUGGCGAUCGAGAAGACAAAGAGAAUAUUCCCGAGGAUAGCACCAUGGUUUCCAAAAGAUUUCGAUUUGAUGACUCGUUGCCCAAUCCCCAUGAACUUGUGUCAGAUUUGCUCUGUUAGCACUUUUCCCUUUGACUCAUUUAAACUGAAUUUGAAAAUUUAAAUCCACUCCAGUGUGUGAUUAUGGUUUGUAGCUUCAUAUAUGGCGUGUUUAUAUUGUAAAUGCAUUUUUGCAUAGAAGAAUUUAGGGAAGUGCUUUUAUGCAAAAGUUUGAGUUUAAAGCAUAAUUUCAUUUCCUGUCCUGAAAUAGCAACUUUGCAGAAAAGAAAAUAUUUAAAUAAUAAUAAUAAAUAAAAUUUUACAUGUGAGUUUAUAUGUUAAUGAAAUCAAUUUUCAAA
Messenger RNA from Chrysochloris asiatica (Cape golden mole), 1590 nucleotides. RefSeq names its product serine/threonine kinase 17b (gene STK17B). The coding region runs from base 194 to 1312 and encodes 372 amino acids. Gene Ontology annotation, biological process: intracellular signal transduction; protein phosphorylation; positive regulation of apoptotic process. The transcript is spliced from 9 exons. The record is from RefSeq and is a predicted model, not a curated record. Gene Ontology annotation, molecular function: protein serine/threonine kinase activity; ATP binding. NCBI's taxonomy places the organism in Eukaryota, Metazoa, Chordata, Mammalia, Afrosoricida, Chrysochloridae. Gene Ontology annotation, cellular component: nucleus.